Messenger RNA from Gavialis gangeticus (Gharial), 2112 nucleotides. RefSeq names its product granzyme A (gene GZMA). Lineage: Eukaryota; Metazoa; Chordata; Crocodylia; Gavialidae. Bases 370 to 1167 code for a protein of 265 amino acids. The record is from RefSeq and is a predicted model, not a curated record. Gene Ontology annotation, biological process: proteolysis. The transcript is spliced from 5 exons. Gene Ontology annotation, molecular function: serine-type endopeptidase activity.
UGAGAUAUUCUAGAUCUGCCCAUGCUUCCCUUGCCCUUGAGGGUCACACAGAAUAGGCAAGCCCAAAAAUGCAGUGGCUUGCAAGGUUAAGUGGUUUGCCCAAGGCAGCACAGUGAGCUUAUCUUAGGGACAGAAUUUGAAUGGAAUUUGUUACUUUUGAGCCUCGUCAAAUACAUGAUGCAGACUCUCAGUGCCUAGAAAUGACGUCCCUAUCAACACAGCAUAGAGGUUAAAUUGUGGUUUUUGUUCCUUUCACAGUACAAAAAUGUCAAAAGUUCUUAAGAGGAAAAUAAAAGCCCACAUCCUUUUCAUUUUCUUUGUCUCUGUAUAUAAAAGACACAUCAUAGGGCAGAACAUACAGCAGCAAUCAUGGGUUUCCUCCUCACCUUGUCUGUUUCUGCUGCCUUUAUUUUGCUGACAAUUCCUGGAGAUUUGUGUAUGAAUAUCAUUGGAGGACAAGAUGUGAUUCCACAUUCAAAACCAUUUAUGGCCCUAAUUAUGAAUAAGAGAGAAUAUUGUGGAGGAUCUCUGAUUAAAAAAAAUUGGGUGUUAACUGCAGCCCAUUGUCAGACCAAAGGAGCUAAAGUUAUUCUUGGAGCUCAUUCAAUAUCAGAGAAAGAAAAAGAAAAGCAGCGUUUUAAGAUUGCAAAAAGAAUUCCCUACCCAUGCUUUGAUAGUGUAAAUAAAGAAAAUGACCUUAUGCUUCUGCAGCUUAAAGGAAAAGUUAAAAUUAAUAAAGCUGUGAAAACAACUAACCUACCUAACACAGGCACUGAUAUCAAAGCAGGAACAAGGUGCCAAGUAAUUGGAUGGGGAAUCACAAAUAAUCAAAUGAACAAGAUGUCUGAUACCCUGAAGCAGGUUAACAUCACAGUCAUUGACAGAAACACUUGCAAUGACAAGAAACAUUACAAUUUGCAACCUGAAAUAACAAAAAACAUGGUGUGUGCUGGGGACGUGAAUGGAGGAAAGGACUCUUGUUCUGGGGAUUCUGGAGGUCCUCUGAUAUGCAAUGGUGAAUUGAAAGGCAUCACAUCCUUUGGCAGGAAUAGACAGUGUGGUGCUGUCCAAUAUCCUGGCGUCUACACUCUUCUUACUGCCUCCUAUAUUAACUGGAUAAAAAAAACAAUAGGGGGGGACUUGGAAGAUGACUUUUUUGCUGACUGAUUUUCUCUGCCUCUGCCAUUCAGUUAUGUGUAGCAAAUUUUUAACUAUGUUUGAAAGAUGCAAUCAUUAGGAAGUGGUAUUUCCACACUAAGCCUCUCUGGUGGCUACUAUGUUUCCUAUCAGAAUUUGAUUUCAUAUGUCUUUAUUCUGCAUUGGCAUGACCUUACCCUGAGCCCAAAACGAGUACAGUACAGUGUUCUGCAAUCACAGUAUGUAUGGCCUGUGGUCUUAGUCACUCAGUCAUGGCUCAAGAGAGGGUGAUUCCUCCACUCCUACAAACCAAAUUUACCUUGAGGUUCCUAUGGGUAUGAAGGGUUUCAGCAUUAAGGACCCAGUCCAACUCCCAUUAAUCCAGAUUGCAUGGCAUUGGAAGCCAACUGCAGAUUGCAGUCAACUGUACCUUCCUCUAUCUUGAUUUUUGUAAAAACCUCUUGCAUUUCUGGAGACACUGGGAAUUACCCCAGAAAACUUGAAAAACUGCUGGCUUCUCUUCUUUCACUGCUGGCUCCUCUUCUUCUCCUGAUUCUCUCCCUAAAAUCCAUAUGAGGAGGUUAUUAGGUCAGCAGCCUCCAGAUAUGUAGUUUCAAAGAUUUUUGCUGGACAAUGUAAUAGACCAAAGGGUCUAAUAAUUUUAUAUUUCCUUUCUUUGAUAGAUUCAGCAUUUCAAACAUAUGACUGUAUUAAAGUAUUUUGCAUUAAAAAAAAAAAGAAUGGCAAUAAAGUUUAUGGUUUAAGCAUGUAAUUUUGUGGAACACUGUUUCUCCCAGUUCAGAUAGGAUGUGGAAUCAGUAAUAUGCUGAACAUGAACAAUAUUGCAAACUGCAUCAAGACAUAUUUUUGGUUAUAAAAGACUUUAUAGUAAAGAAUCAAUGGAAAAUGCUAUACAUGAGCCUGAAGUGAAAGGAGAGAUGCUCUCUCUCUUUUGGCAAAAUAUUUGUACAAUAC